UGAGUGUAGAUCAGACUGCUACAGAGUGCACUGCAUUUUGUGAGUGAAAUUAAAACCGGAAACGUUGUAGCGCCCAAACGGUUAACGGGAUAAGUGUCACGAGCUACAGGGAAUAUGUUGCCAGGGAAACGGGCGCCUGGCAACGGGCUAGUAGCUCGCGCGCGCUGAGAGCUUGCCGGCCUUGCUCGCUAGAUGGUGCAAGAGGCAGCGGACACGCACACACAUACCCACACGCGCGCACACACACACACACACACUGCAUCCAAAACAAAGCUGGUGGAGAACGGAGAGCACGGAGCAGAGCGCCUCGGUGAUAUCUCGGGAGAGGAGGAAAAGCAGGAUUAAUUUAUUUUUUCUAGCAUUAUUAUUGGUGUUGUUUGUUUUUUUUUUUUGUUUUUUUUGUGUGUGCUUGCGGUGCAGUGGUGAGCACUCAACCCGCGGUGAUGGACAUUAUGAGUGCGGUGCAGGAUGCGUGUGUCUCCGGUCAGUGGCUCACCGCGAUCAUCCUCAGCCUUUGCUGCUUUUUGCCUUCGUGCUUGCCUGCUGGGCAGACUGUGGACUAUGCCUCGAGCGAAAGUGUGGUGAGCCGGCAAGGAGACACGGCGCUGCUCAGGUGCUACCUGUUGGACGGGAUCUCGAAAGGGGCGUGGUUAAACCGUUCCAGUAUAAUAUUCGCAGGGAAUGAUAAGUGGUCAGUGGAUCCUCGCGUAUCCAUCGUAUCGAACAUGGGAGACAAACACGAGUACAGUCUACAGAUACAGAAAGUGGACAUAACGGACGAAGGCUUCUACACCUGCUCGAUACAGAGCGAACGCAAUCCACGGCCAAAACUCAUCCAGUUAAUCGUCAAAGUUCCUCCCAAAAUAUACGACAUCUCAUCGGACAUCACGGUAAACGAAGGCGGCGACAUUUCACUCUUCUGUUUAGCCAGCGGGAAACCAGAGCCGAAGAUCACCUGGAGACACAUCAGCCCAUCAGCCAGGAAGUUCGAGAGCGGAGAAAACCUGAACAUAACCGGAAUAACUCGGGAUGCGGCAGGAGAUUAUGAAUGUGGCGCUGAGAACGAUAUCGCUUCUCCCGACACCCGGACUGUGAAAGUCACCGUCAACUUUCCACCAUCUAUCAAUGAGCUGAGAACUCACGGGGUGCGACCCGGUUACACGGCGCUCCUGAGGUGCGAGGCGGCUGCUGUCCCCACUCCGGUUUUCGAGUGGUAUAAAGGGGAGAAGAGACUCAGCAAGGGUCAAGGUGGCAUCGACAUCAAGAAUUUGAGCUCCAGGUCCAUUCUCACAGUGAGUAACAUCACCGAGGAGCGCUAUGGCAACUACACCUGCGUGGCUGUCAACAAGCUGGGAGCGGCCAACACCAGCGUGGCUCUGUCUCCCCCAAACACAGCUCAGUACGGGACCACCGGAGGAGGGGAAGCUCUGCUGGCCUGCGGUUUCCUGGUGUUGGCUCUCAGCUCUCUGCUCUGCGUUUACUAGCGCUACGUACAGCCAUACGCACUGAACUGGACUGAACCAUUCACACGGCUCAUUUCCGGAUCCGAUCUGGCAACGCGGUUUGCUUUGUUUUUUUUUUUUUGUUUUGUUUUGUUUUUUUUUUGGCUUUUUUUUGUUGUUUUUUUGGCGAAAAGAGAGAUAUUUUAAUCAGUAAGCGGUACUUUUCAGAUGGUGGUUUUUAUGUUCUGUGGAAUUUCUCAUCGUGUAAAUAUGUACGGUUUAAAUUUCUUCUCUCUCUACCACGACCCCCACCCGCUCCCACAUCCCGCCCCCCUCGCCCCCACUCCCCACCCCUCCACCCCCCUCCCCCUGGUUUACUUUUAUUUUUGUUUGUUUUCUUGAUUGCCCUCUUUGUGAAUCAGCACCACUGUGCUCUUUUUAAGAACGCUUCAGAAUUAGCCGUGCCGUUCGGAGGGGAGCGGGGGAUAGCGGGGUCGGUUGUACGAGGACGAGGACGAGGGGGGGGGGGGAGCGGGAGUGUGGGUGGGGGGUGUAGUAAAAGUGUGCGUCGUCGUGUUUCCGACAGGACGCCCUGGAGUGCGCCGCCGCCAUCGGAGCGCUCUCGUACGUACACACACACACGCACUCGCACACACACUCACACACGCACUCCUCUGUACUCUUUCAGGUCAUAAUAUUUAGCCGGCUAAUUUGAAACCACUCAGAUUUGCACAAUCAGAACAAUCAGAGCACUUUGAGAAGGGAACGUUCGAGCGAGUGCCGAAACGGGGAGGUCGGGUUGUACGCCGAUAUUCCAGUAUUUCACUGACUAAUGCGUGGACCAAAAUGACAGCCAUAAUUCAGCGAUUUUAGCAACGUUUUGCUAACACAUAAAAGCUCUGCCAUGAUAAUUUGAACAGAAAUGCUAAGACAAAUAGUUACCUCGACAUCGGUUGCCCAAAAAUGUAACAAAAUUUCAGCUGGCAAUUUUUUUUUUAUUAUUAUUAUUAUUUAAUUGCAUUUUAUUUUAAUAUCUUUUUUUUUUUUUUAAACGAGAAUUUAACAACUAAAAUAAUGCUGUCGUUUUGUCUUAUUUUAUUAUUUCACUUUUGUUUUAUUUUAUUAUUUUACUUUUGUUCCAUUUUAUUAUUUCACUUUUGUUCGUCAAAUCAUAUUUAUACUUUUCUUCUUCUUUUUUUUUUUUUUUUUUUUUUAAAUGAAAUAUAAUUUUGUUGGCGCUAAAAAUGACGACUUGCCCUAACAAUUUCGAUAUCAAAUCCUUACCUUCGCAAAAAUUCCCAACAAUAUUUCAAAUUCUGUUCUUUUCUAAAUCUGACUCGUGUGAUGAUGAUUUUACUGAAAUCGAAAGCGUGUGAUGUUUCUCAUCACGAGCUCGUCAAAAGAAAACCAACCUGAGCUCAUUGAAGCUAUUUCUCGAUGUCGUUUCUGAUCUCUUACGCUUCAAAUUGUCCUGUCGCGGAUCGUUACGCGCCGUUCUAGAGAUAAACGCCCGGAACGGUUUACGUUAUAAAAACCCGAUUGAAAAUGAUUUCUCGAACUUGCUUCAACGAUAAUAAUUGAUUUGUCUUAGCUUAAUCAUAUAACGAUUCAUGAAUACUUACGAGCGUCGAAUAGACCGUAAUUUGACCAAUUCUCGCGCGAAUAACGUUUGAACUAGAUUCGACAAAUAUAUAAUAAAACGUCGGUGUUCAAUUCUUGAAUUUUUUUCUUUUUGUUCAGUUUCAUUUGAAUUCGGCCUUUCUGAAAAUGACUACACACGUUCACGAGGCGACAGAUUCGACACUUAUAUACCUAUAUAUUUAAACGGUUAUACAGUUUCUUAUAUGAUACGAAUAAAUAUCGUAUUCUUUGCUUCUGGGAGCCACAGGCAGUGAAUAAAACCAAUGUGAGAUGUAUUUAAAUGCAUAAUGUGAAUAUAAUGUAUGUAUAAAAUCAGUUUUAUGCACUAUGUCGAAUUUAACCGGUGUUAAACUAAUUUACAUUACAGUAUGCAGACGUGAUUAGCGCUUGAUUUGAUUACCCUUCCUAAUGAUCAUGAUGGGUUUCUCUACAAGAAUCUCUUUUUUUUUUUUUUGCGUUUAGUAAGAUUAUGGAUGGAUUUAUUUUUUUUUGUUUUUUUGGCUUGUUUUUGGUUUUUUUUUUGGGUGGGGUGGGGAGGAAGGUGGGGGGGAGCAAAGUGUGUCUCUUUAGCAAAGAAAACUCGUGUUCAGUUUUUAUCAGUUUCAUUUCACUGUAUGCAUUAUUUUUUUUUUUUUUUUUUUGUCGUUGUCGUCGUCGUUCACGGAGAUCGUGUACUACUCUUCACUUUUAACAGAUUCGGUUCUAUUUUAUUUUUUUAAUUAUUGUUCUGAUGAGUUGUACAGGAUUUUGAUAAUGUUCUAAUGCAUCACAUGACGUGCUCCCUGCUUUUGCUUUAGUCGCUUUUUGUUGUUUUGUUUGUUUGUUUUUUUUUUCGUAUGUGACGUCGUUUUGAAACGGGAUGCAGGAGGGAAAAAAAGAAAAAAAAAUGAAGCGGACAGUACGGUAUAUGAUAUGAUACGAUAUGAUAUAUUUGAAAUAUGAUAUGAAGUGUGGAUCUAAAUGUCACUGCUUAUCAUUUUAAAAGAAAGUACGCAGUAUGGCAUAGUUUACAAUGUCGUCUUUCAGUUUAGAUGCCAUAUCUGUCGUUAAAACGUCCUUAUCGAACAAAUAGACUUAAAAAAAAAACAAAAAAAAAAAAUUUAAAAAAUGAGCAGUUUGUAAUCAAAAACGUUAACUUUUUAACUCAGAGGGUGUGAACACAGUUAUAUGAUAUCAUAGAAGCUAAGUCGUGUGUGUGUGUGUUUGGAGAAAGUAGAACUAAUUUUAUAUUCUCGGUAGAGCCUUGCGUCUAGGUUUAGUUUGACCUCUACCCUAGCUCUCACACACAUGUUGUGUAUUUUCCGAUGUGCAGAAAUUAUGAUUGUGCUGCAUGUCAAAUGUAUGUUAAGGUGGCCAAUAACCAUAAACCAAUACCUUUUGAGUACAAAACCAGUUUCGAGACUGUUUUGACUCAUUUUUACUCGCCGGAUUCCCAUCACACCAACGAUCCAACCAAGCUAACAAACAAAACAUCGCGAGAGUUCCUUCUGACGCCUUAAACGUUUUGGUUUUCAUCUAAACUUUCUGUACUGUUUCGGUUUUUUUUUUUACACAUUCUUUAUUUUCGAUUACACCCCCCCACCCCACCCCCACCUAAAUCGUUUGCUGUUAAAUCUUUACACAAUUCAGGUAGAAAGAAAAAAAAAAAAAACAAACACUCCUUCAAUCCCGUACGCUGUACAGAAACAGUAUCUUAGCCGGCGACAAUAUCUCGAAUAUGACCUGAUGUAGCUGAUUGUUUCUUAUUAUGAGAUUAUUAUAAAUCAAAUAUAAGAAUCUUCAGCUAGGUUUUCGAUGCUUUUUGCUCAUUUCAAGCUUUAAAAUUGGUUCAUUUUGUUCAUUCGAUUUCAAAGGAAAAUUUCAGUUAAAAUCUCCCAAUAGAACAAAAUUAGUCAAAAUUCAUCCAGACAAAGGUUUCAUAUUGGUCUGUUUGGUUUAUUGUAUCCUUACAAUAGGAAACACGAGAUAGAUCGGACUGAGAUCUUUUCACUUGCUAGUACGUCGUAUUUGGAAGCGUAUACUUACAGCACAAGAUUAGCGACUGCAAAAAUUUUUAUCAAGCGAAAAUAUCUUAAAUAUUAGACAAAUUAUGCUAUAUUUAUCCUUAUUAGAUUAUGCUAAAACAUAUAUAUAUAUAUAUAUAUAUUCUUAUUAAACUGAUUUCUCAUUUUUAGAAAUUUGAAACGAGCAGAUUCUAGUAGCCAUUAGUUUUGCUUCCUUCUAAAACAAAUAAAAAGUUCAAAGAAAUUAAGGCAUUGUGAAGCUUUAAUAUUCAAAAUAAUGUCUCGGAAUCACGUUCAAUAAUCCGUUCGUUUGAGCAGAAUGGUGUGACGAUAAGACGUUCAUCAUAUUCGAGAUAUUUGUACUCGAUUAUUUUUGCAGUGCGGUGCAACUGAGUUACAGUUUACAGUCCGCGUGUAGAUCAAGAGUGACUAUGAGCGAUUUCGUUUCAGUUUAAUGAAUGAGAUGUUGACGUGACGGUGAUUCCCCGAACGCAGCGAAGGCGGAUUUUAAACGUUCAAAUUCAGGUAAAUCACGUUUAUGGAAUUCAUCCAAACCGCAAUCAGGACAAGACCUGAAUUUUACCGAUGAUUUACAACUGCGGUGUUUUCAGUGAUAAAUAAACAUUUUCUCAACCAUCAUAAUCACUUUUAGGGCGUGAGCCUGUCUGUAAGCACAUGUUAUAACACAGUCAGCAGGUUUAUUCCAAAUAUAUUUGACCUAAUCACUUUCUUUAUGCUUUUUAGAUUUUUUUUUUCUCGUGAUAAUAUCCUUAGCUCGGUCAAAUUUUUUUUAACAUGGGAUAAAAUCUUUAUCUCAGGCUAAAAAUGCACAUUUUAAUAAAGUAACCUAAAAAAGGAACCUAAAAGUAACGCCAACACCUAAAGUUUGGGGGGUUUUUGUUUUUAACCCAAGUUACAGUUAAAGAUUUUAUCCCGACACAAAGAUUCCAGCCCAAGUGAAAGAUUUUAGGCAGAAUUAUAGAUUUUGAUUUUAUCCUAGGAUAAAAAAUCUUUAACCCGGGCUAAAUUCUUUUAAUUUGGGCUGAAUUCUUAAAAUUCUGCUUAAAACCUUUUAACCUGGACUGAAAUGUUUAACUCAAGCUGAAGUCUUUGACUCGGAGUAAAACGAAACAAAAAAAAAAGUUGUACAAUUUAAAUCUUUAACUCUGGCUGAAUCGUUCGACUCGGGUUAGAAUCUUUAUCUCAGGCUAAAAUCGUGCAUUAAAAUUUCAAACUCGGGAUAAAAUGUUUCUCUUGCGCUUAAGCGUUUAUCUCGGUAUAAAAAAUUUUGAUGUGCGCUAAAAUCUUUAUCUUGGGCUCGGUCUAAAACAUUUAACUCAGGUUAAAACCUUUAUCCCGGGUUAAAACCUUUAUCUCUGUCUAAAACCUUUAUCUCUGGCUUAAACCUUUAACUCGACUAAAACCUUUAUCUCAACUAAAACGUUUUUCACGGCUAAAAUCUUUAACUCUGCCUAAAAUGUUUGUCUGGGCCUAGAAUCGUUAUCUCAGAAACUUUAACUUGGGUAAAACAAAAAAAAUAAUUGACUUCGUAAAACAUUAGCUCAUUCUAAAGUCUUUAUCUCUUGCUGAUAUUUUGGACUCGGCUAAAACUUUUAUCUUUGACUAAAAUCCUUGACUUUGGUAAAAAAAAAAAAAAACAUUUUAACUUGAGAUAAAAAAUGAUUAUCUUGGUCUUUAUCUCAGGCUAAAAUCUUUCAUUCUGGCUCAUACACCAACAUUCACCGUGUGGAUUUCAUCAUCAUCUGGCAACCAAUUUGGGGAAUAAGUACUGUAUAAAAAUGUGCCUUUAAAGUGUUAAGUGAGCUGUUGAACGCCGUAUAAAAUCCUCAUGUGUUAGCAAGCUGCAGGUCAAAUAAGGUCAUGAACACCAGUGUGCGGUUUGCAGUGUAAAACUUUGUGUGCAGUAUGAAUAUAAAUAUAGUAUAUAUAUAUAUAAUAUAUAUAUAUAUGAUGUCACAAGGCAACUCCAGAUUUAUCCAUCGUAAAUAUAUCAUGAAUUUUGGCACAAACUCUUUUUCCAUAAAUAUUCAGAGAGUAGGAGAUCGAUGCAGACUUCAUUAACGUUGCCUAAGUGGAUCUCGAGUUAAAAGAAAACACCGGUCAGGAAUUACUCAUGCAUGCAGAAUUAUAUAAAUGAAAAAAAGUUACAGCUUUUUUUAAAAAAAAAGAUAAAACUAAAACCAGGAUGUAAAUAACAAGUGCUGCGAAUUUACAACAUCGAAUGACUUGAUAACUACACUUUCACACGGAUAACCAAGGACUAUUUUGCGUUUAAUCCAUCACGCAGUUUACGACUUUCCCGUCUUCGAUCCGAGACCCGACUGGAGAGGUGUACGACCCUACGCCCUCUACACACCGAAUCUAAGGCUUCAUAAAAGGACAUAACGUGUAGUUGUUUUCAAACCGCUCCCACGCGGAAAGCAGUUCAGCACUUGAACGGGAGUUUACUCGUUAGGAAAUGAAAGCCUUAGCUGUGUUUCGUACCUGCAGUAUGUUAUAAUGACGCGUUCUGUCCAUUGUCUCAUUGUGAUGUUUGCAGCUUCCAUGCUAUACUUAUCGCAUCUUCAAAAAAAAUAAACAAAUAAAAAAGAAAAUCACGUUAGUAAGUUAGGUAAAACUAGUCGCGUAUGAAGGGACGUACGAGGAACUAACACGACGAACAGAAAUGAUGACAACAGGUUUUUUUGUUGUUGUUUUGUUUUUUUUUUUACUUCUUCAGCGAAAGCUUUUAUCGCGUGGCUAUAAAUAAAACAAUGGGAAGUGCUUGUUUUGUUUCCUAGUUUCACGUUAACGCUUUUAACUAGUGCCCGGGACUCUGAACAGAUGACAUACAUGAAAAUAAACGUAUACUUCAUUGUGUCUUCACCUUUAAAAAAUUCAGUUUUGCUUGUUUGUUUUGUUUUUUUUGUCUCACUAAUCAGACCAGAGAGGGUAAAUAACAAUGAAAAUUCUGUAAAAAGUCUUCCCUUACUGAUAUAAUAUCUAUCCCCGUAGCUAGUCUCUGGUCUGAUGGGCUACCUGAAGCACAAUAACUGACAGAAAUGCAUGUGAUUGGCUAAAAACUGCAAAACAGGGUCCGCUAGAGAUCCUGAGUUUGGGACGUAUUUAGAAAACCAGUCACUAGUUUUUAUCACAUUAUUAUUUUUAUUAUUUUUUUCCGCUCUACUCCAGUAUUUUAUAUUAAGUACUAUCGUACUUCUACUCCAGUAUUAAGUUCGCUCUUCUGAAAUGCUUUGCCGGUUUCUUAUCCGGACAGCCGGUUAACGCCCCUGUCUUAGUUGAGCUGAGCUUUCACUGUGCAGCUUUAACACCCCGGUCACCUCUCAACCCCUGCCAUCUUUCAAAAACGGCUUUAUUUUUUUUAGAGUGGUGUCUCUAUGAGCAGGAAGGGGAUGAUUCGUUUGACCCAGCGGUUAAUAAAGUCCUUCCUGUGCCUUUGUUAGAUUUUGAUGGUGGGAUUUUAUGGAGUGCUGCAGGGCUGCUACCUUCACCAACCAUGAGCAUUCAUUCUCCCAGCAGCACUCCGACUGAAUCCAGCGCAUCGCAGGAGAAGAAGAAGAAGAAGAAGAAGAAAUUGCAGCUCUACUAGUGUAGGUUAAACCCCUGUCCUUUUUCAGUGGCCCGUCAUGACAUAUAGUUAAAAUCACUUCCACUGAAUCCAUCAAACUGCGGACGGUUUACAGGUUUUACCAUAAUGUCAUGUUCGUGUUGCCGUUAUAUAUAAAGUACGGCUCCUGAACAUCUUUAUUUGAACCCUAACACUUUGUCGACGCACCACUCUAUUUCUAUUCUCAGUGAGCUAGAAAAUGUUAUCCAGGCAGGCGACGGUGCAGCGUACUUGAUAAAGCAGUAUAUCAGUGUGAAACCGACGAGGCCGAGACAUCGCGGCGACCAUGUCGGUGCAGAGUACAGGAUAAACUGCAGGUUUAUAAAGAUAGUUCGGGGUUCUACUAACGUGGACGUGUCGAGUAGCACUCUUAAGUCUCAUCAAGUGCUCUAUUUCGCGAUGGUCUUAGCAGGACGGGAUUGGGAACGUGCCCGGAUGCGUUAAACACUCGGACAUGAAACGCUUUCUGAUGAUGAAGCGCUAAGUGUUAUCUCCAGAUUUACUUCAAUUAGAGAACUGUGUCUUAUCUGUUCGUUUUAUUUUUUAUUUUAUUUUUUUUAGGAUGCAAGUCAAAAUUAGCCAAAGUCUUUUCUUUCUUUUUUUUUUUUUUUUUUUACAUUCUCCCUUCCAAAUUUGUACACAUUUCUCUUUCUGAAAGAGUUUCAAUCCAGAACUAACCAAAACGUCUCCACUUCAGCUCAGUUAUUCAUCUUGCUUCUUCCGAACACUUGCAUCUCAUCAACCUUCAAGCUGAAAUGAUUAAAUUCUCAAAUUACUCCUGAGCUUUUUACACAUUACCCCCCCAACAUCUUAUCCCACAUGCUUUCCGUUUGAGGUUUCUUUAAUUGAAGGGAAUCUUAAACUAAUUUUAGGAAGCUGUUAACUCUUCAGAAGGACCGGUGAGGAACCCUUUUGUCCCUAAGAGUGUACAGAUUGGUGGGUACGAUUUAGAGCCAGCAAAGUUGGUGUACAUAUGAAGACCAUCCAAAAUUACGUUUGCACCAAUUUUAGUUCUCCAUCAUCCAAUAGAAAUCCACUGAUUUUAAUAUCAAUGGACUCAUUGGCUUGUUCGUUAAAAGGUGCUUUCCAAACAGAGCCUUUUUGGGGGAAAAAAAAUCCCUUAAGGGGUUCUUUGGUUGGAUGAAAGCUUGAAUUCUACUCUUCAACCCUCUUAGGAACACUCCAUAAGACUCCAUAACACUCUUUGGCUGGUUCCUGUGGAGGAACCCUUCAAAUAGGCUUUCAAGUAGAAUCCUAUUAGAAAGCCAAGCUUGCUUCACUUUCCAGAAGAACCCAUUAGGAACCCUUUGUCUGCAAGAGAGUAUAGAUUGGUGGGAAUGAUGUAGAGCCACCAAGGUAGAUAUUUACACCAUUUAGUUUCCUCUUCCCCUCGUUAAUCCUUUCUUUCUUAUCCUUCCAUCAUCCAGUAGAAAUGAUUUUGAUAUUCGUCAACUCUACACCCCGGACUCUUUGGCUUGUUCCACUGGCUUCCAAGUCAAACCUCUUUUGAAAGCUAAGAGCCCUUAACCCUCCACAGAACCUUUGAGGAACGGUUUUUUUCUCAGUGUAUGAUGAUCCACUAAAGCUCGUAUACAUAUGAAGAAUAUUUGAAUUUAAACCAAAUAGUUUUUCUAGUUGUGAAUCCUUUCUUUUUAUCCCUCCGUUAUCCAGAAGAAAUGCACUGAUUUUUGAUGUUCACUGAGUCUAGUCUCUUUGGCUUGUUGUUUUGGACGAUCUCUUCAAAGUGCUUUCCACUUACAACCCUUAUGAAAAGAUUAGACCACUUAACUCACCAAAGAACCAGUGUGGAAUCUUUUUAUUCCUGAGAGUGUGUAGAUUGUUGGGUACGAUGUAGAGCCUACAAGAUUGAUGCACAUAUUAACACCAUCGGAAAUUUCCAUUCAUCUACACCACUACGACUAUACGUUCAAGGAACCCUUAAAAGGUGUUUUCCUAUCAGAGAGGCUUCCAAUUAGAUCCUUAUUAAGACACUAAAAUCCCUGAAUUCUUCAGAAGAUCCUCUCAGGAACCCCAAUGCAUGCAUUUUAACACUCUAGACUAUUUAUAGACUUGUUCCAAUGGCUUUCAAAUAGAACAACUCUGGAAGGUAAAGAUCUCAACGUCAAAGAAGAACCUAUGAGGGGUGUAUAGAUCGGGUACGAUGUAGAGUCACCAGUGGUGGGGUUACAUUGACACCAAUUUGGUUUAUUCUUCUGUAUGUGAAUACUUUCUUUUUUUUAUCGCUCCAUCUUCCAGUAAAAAUGUCUCAAUUUUGAUUCCUAUUGACUGUACACCAUAAGAACAAACAAACAAAAAAAGAUUCAAUCUUAAACCUAUAAGAAUUCUUCAGCUUGUUCUCUGGAGAAACCCUUAACAGUGUAUUUCUAUAAGAGAGACUUCCAAGUAGAACCCCUUUCGGAAAGCUACGAACGCUUAACUAUUCAACCAACCACGAGGAACCAUCAUUUUUCCAGGAACUACCAAAUUAAUGACCUCGACCCAAAACGUGUGCAUCUUAUACUCGCAGAACUUACCAGUGUUUGCCGUUCUUAUCAUUCCUUUCAUCCCUCCAUUAAUCGUUAUUUUUCUUUUAUUAUCAUUGUUAAGUUAAUGCUUGCACAUUUUAUAUUUCAUUCUGCGAGCUCGCAUCGAUCUAACCACAACUUACAUCGCCAUUCCUCAAACUUCCCAUCGGAACCUAGCGAAUAUGAUUGCUUUCACCCCCCAAAAUCUACAACCAUCAUAUUUGGGGAAAAGUUUAAGGUACUCACACGGACCUCUUGACAAAAAUGGACUCAUCCCACCCCGAUACUAUUUAAAUCAAAAUAACACAGUGGUUUUUAUCACGCUACAUUCAAAACUUUUGGAUAAUUUUUGUUGUUGUUUUUUUUUUUUUGCCAAAAUCACCUGCCUGUAUUUCAUAUUUCACACUGAUAGCACAAUGAUGAUAAUCAAAGUCCUUGAUGUUCAGGCUAGAAAACUCCUGUUCUUCAUGUCCAUGUCCCUGUUCCUGAGCGUCGACAAGCUAACUUUAUUUAUAGUUUAAUUUUAUAAAAAAAAUAAUAAUAAAAAAAGAAAAAAGUAAAAAUCCUUUAUGAAGGGUGGUGAAAGUAUAGAAUGGACAUCAUGAACACAUGUUCGGGGGCCUAAUUUUAUUAUUAUUAUUAUUAUUAUUAUUAUUAUUAUUAUUAUUAUUAUUAUUAUUAUUAUUUUUGCUUUCACGUUGUUUUCCAAAUCAUUCUAUGCUGAAAACUUCUGUGAUGAGAAAUUUGAAAUGGUCAUCUUAAUGUUUAUGGAGGUUCUUUAGCCACCACGGAUAAUAGUUGUAUAUUUAUAGGCUCUAGAUCACUGGAAUGACAUAUAUGGCUUUAAGUGGCAUUGAUAUAUAUUGAUAUUUGUCAAGAACAAAAAUAAAAUGAAAAAAAAUAAAUAAAAAAAUGAGAACUCAUAUACCUUAAUUACUUUAAAGUUUACAUUGUGAAUAGCACGUAUGCAAUUUCAUUUUCAUCCUGUUUGAUGUAAUUUUGUAGCAGUGGUUUGAUACUAAUAAAUGGAAGUUGAUGAUGGAACGGUGCCUUGUGUUCUGAGAAAUAAACUCAACGCAUGUUUAUAUCCUGAGGCUUUUGACCGAGCCAGAUAAAUAAGGAAUAAAACACUCUUAAGAAUAAUGAAUGACAGCAGAGUUACUUAUACCAAGUUGAUUGUUUUCCUUUAACAGCACAUCCUGUUUUGUGCACUUAUUAAA
Molecule: messenger RNA, 12459 nt
Organism: Ictalurus furcatus (blue catfish)
Lineage: Eukaryota; Metazoa; Chordata; Actinopteri; Siluriformes; Ictaluridae
Gene: negr1
Product: neuronal growth regulator 1
Exons: 7
Coding region: 444-1484 (346 amino acids)
Cellular component (GO): neuron projection
Source: RefSeq, a predicted model, not a curated record